AUGAAAGAUUUGUUUGAAAUUCUAAAUUUAACUUUAAAUGAUAUUGAAGAUAUAAUUAAAGAGAAAUAUAGACAGAGAAUGAUUAAAGUGCAUCCCAGUAGAUGUAAAUCUUCCAAUGAAUAUCAAGAACUAUUAAAAGCCUAUAAAGAAUACUUAUGUGGAGAAGAUUCUUAUAACUGUGAAGAAUUAGUUUAUUUGGGUGAGAAAUUCUUUUCCAAAUGUAGAUGUGGUUCUAUUUAUGAUAAUUUAUACAAAUUAGGAAAGUAUGAAUGUGAAACUUGUUCUUGUUUUAUUUUAGUUGUAGAACCUUUAAAAAGUUUAAAUUAA
Messenger RNA from Hepatospora eriocheir, 327 nucleotides. Lineage: Eukaryota; Fungi; Microsporidia; Hepatosporidae. The record is from the annotation of a GenBank genome assembly.